AUGACUUCCAACGGCCGAAGCGCUCCGGGCAGCUCCCUAGACCAAGCUCGGUCACAUCACACCGACAAUACUCCCCACGUACCCAUACCGAGUUCCGAUCUCAAGUCUCGCCUUGAGAUCUUUGCCAGCAAGAUUCCCAACGGCUACAUUGCACCUUUCUGCGGAGCUAGUGCUGGCGUCGCAUCCGGUAUUGUCACAUGUCCUCUCGAUGUCAUCAAAACGAAGUUGCAAGCCCAGGGUGGGUUUCGGAGAGGAGGAGCUCAAGAAGUUGCUUCCGGGGCCAUAUAUCGUGGGAUGAUUGGUAGCGGCAGGAGAAUCUGGCGCGAGGAUGGUAUUCGUGGUCUUUAUCAAGGACUUGGUCCUAUGUUACUUGGAUAUCUCCCAACCUGGGCUGUUUACCUAGCGGUCUAUGACCGCAGUCGUGAAUAUUUCUAUGAUGAAACAGUUCCAGGAAGUUGGUGGUUAUCUCGCGGCUACGCCUCCAUCACUGCAGGUGCAUGCUCCACAAUUGUUACAAAUCCCAUUUGGGUCAUUAAGACGAGACUCAUGUCGCAAAGUUUGAAACAGAACAGCGAAGGAGUCCGCGCGCCAUGGCAAUACUCAGGCACAUGGGAUGCCGCGCGCAAAAUGUAUCAGAUCGAAGGCAUUCGAUCCUUCUACUCCGGCCUAACCCCAGCUUUACUGGGGCUGACACACGUGGCCAUCCAAUUCCCCCUCUACGAAUAUUUGAAAAUGGGAUUCACAGGCUACGGUAUCGGUGAACACCCCGAUUCGGGCAGCUCUCACUGGAUUGGGAUCUCCGUCGCCACUUUCCUUAGCAAGAUCUGCGCAAGUACUGUCACAUACCCCCAUGAGGUCCUGCGCACUCGACUCCAAACACAGCAGCGCACUGCGCCGGCGCCAUCUCCCGAAGAAAUAGCUUUCCGAGGCGGACUGAAUCACCCGCAUGAUCGGGGCCGUUCGGGUGGCAUCUCUUCUUCCGAUGGGAUGCGAAAUCGCCCACGCUACAAUGGCAUGAUUCGCACGUUCCAGACAAUUCUCAAGGAAGAGGGAUGGCGUGCCUUCUAUGCUGGGAUCGGCACGAAUCUGUUCCGGGCUAUUCCGGCUGCUAUGACGACUAUGCUCACAUACGAAUACCUGCGAAAGCAAAUCAGCACCUAUCAACACGAGGGCAAGCUGAAGCUUGAGAUGGAACAACAAUAUCAGAAUCCCAUUUGA
Molecule: messenger RNA, 1218 nt
Organism: Penicillium brevicompactum
Lineage: Eukaryota; Fungi; Ascomycota; Eurotiomycetes; Eurotiales; Aspergillaceae
Exons: 2
Coding region: 1-1218 (405 amino acids)
Biological process (GO): pyrimidine nucleotide import into mitochondrion
Cellular component (GO): mitochondrion
Molecular function (GO): pyrimidine nucleotide transmembrane transporter activity
Source: RefSeq, a predicted model, not a curated record